CUUGAUUCUCGGCACAGUAGCCAGAAUGAUCCCUUUCAACCUAAGUCAGCCGAGCCUUCUUCGGGGUGAAAGCUAGACUCCUACACCAGCCAAAGGCCCUACGUGAUCUGGCUCCCAACGCUUCUUGGCCUCAUCGUCUGCCACCCUUCUCUUCACCUGCUCUGUUCCUGGCCUCCAUGCUGUUCUUGAAACAGAUGUUUUUUGAUCAUCCAGAGAAAAAUGAGCCUUGGCCUCCAGACCCAAUAAAGCAAACAUUCCUCCCAUGGAGAAUAGCACUGGUUCCUAAGGACAUGAAGGGCCCGCAGCCCCAGGGGGAUUAGCCAAAAGCGGCUUGUUUUCUGCUCAGAACAGAGUGGCUGCCCUGAACACAUCUUUCAUUAUGAUUCACACCAACCUGAAGAAAAAGUUCAGCUGCUGCGUGCUGGCCUUUCUCCUGUUUGCAGUCAUCUGUGUGUGGAAGGAGAAGAAGAAAGGGAGUUACUAUGAUUCCCUUAAGUUGGAAACCAAGGAAUUCCAGCUGUUGAGAGGUCUGGAGAAACAGGCUGUGACUUCCAGCAGCACCCAGAAUUCCCCCAGGGGCCGCCAGGCCCUCAGCAGUCCCCGGGGCCCAGCCAAGGCCAAGCCUCAGGUCUCCUUCCAGGUGUGGAACAAGGACAGCUCUUCCAAAAACCUCGUCCCCAGGCUGCAGAAGAUCUGGAGGAAUUAUCUGAAUAUGAACAAGUACAAAGUGUCCUAUAAGGGGCCAGGGCCCGGUGUCAAGUUCAGCGCAGAGGCCCUGCACUGCCACCUCCGGGACCAUGUGAACGUCUCCAUGGUAGAGGCCACAGAUUUUCCCUUCAACACCUCUGAAUGGGAGGGUUUCCUGCCCAAGGAGAACAUCAGGACCAAGGCUGGGCCAUGGGGCAGGUGUGCUGUUGUCUCAUCAGCCGGAUCGCUGAAGUCCUCCCAGCUGGGCCGAGAAAUAGACGAUCAUGACGCAGUCCUGAGGUUUAAUGGGGCACCCACAGCCAGUUUCCAACAAGAUGUGGGCACGAAAACCACCAUUCGCCUGAUGAACUCUCAGGUGGCAUUAACAGAGGUGUCCAGUGCCCCGAGAAAGGAGAGUUCUGCUGUCCCCAUAGCUGCCAGGUUUUAUCGGGAAUAUUGCAUGAGGGACAACAUGGCAGAGAAUAUCAGAGUGAGGGAUGCUGGGGAACAUCUCUUCACUGCUUGCCCCUCAGGAACUCACCAGCUGGGCAGAAGCUGCUUCUUGCAUGGUCCACUUUCCAUCUGA
Messenger RNA from Leptonychotes weddellii (Weddell seal), 1273 nucleotides. Lineage: Eukaryota; Metazoa; Chordata; Mammalia; Carnivora; Phocidae. The record is from RefSeq and is a predicted model, not a curated record.